GUCUUGCUCGCUGCCUCCUGGUUGUUUCAGUUCUGUGAAGCAUCUGAACAAACCAAAUACAAGGAGGAACACCAGUUGUGUUGAAAAUAUAUCGUGCUCUUCAGGAUGGACCUUUGUCCUGCUGAAUCAACUGGCUUGACUGGGGCUGAAGAGGCUGAAAUAGAGACAAUCAAGAAGCGCAGGCAGGAGCUUUUGGAUGACAUUGAGAAGCUGAAGGAGGAGAUUGCUGGGGUGUUUGCAGAAAUUGAGUGUUUCCAACGUGGAGAGGAGAAGCAAGUGGCAGACAAUAAUCCUGAAGAGCAGAUCAGCAAGCUGUCACAGAGGGAUAAAAUUCUGUCCCUGGGCCGGAAGAAAUUCAACAUGGAUCCCGAAAAGGGGAUCCAGUACCUGAUUGAGCACCAGGUAUUGUCUUCAGACCUUCAGGAGAUUGCCAGAUUCCUCCACAAGGGUGAAGGCCUGAACAAGACAGCCAUUGGGGAUUACCUGGGUGGGAGGGACCCCACAAACAUUCAGAUCCUGCAGGCCUUUGUGGCAUGUCACCAAUUUGCCAACCUCAACCUGGUGCAGGCGCUGAGACAGUUCCUCUGGAGCUUCCGGCUGCCUGGGGAGGCGCAGAAGAUUGACAGGAUGAUGGAGGCCUUUGCCAACUGGUACUGCAAGUGCAACCCAGGAGUGUUCCAGUCCACAGAUACCUGUUAUGUACUCUCCUUCUCUAUCAUCAUGCUUAACACCAGCCUGCACAACCCCAAUGUGAAAGACAAACCCCACUUCGAAAGGUUUGUGUCCAUCAACAGAGGCAUUGACAAUGGAGGGGACCUGCCAGAAGAGCUUCUAAAGAAUCUGUUUGAGAGCAUAAAGAACGAGCCGUUCUCCAUACCAGAGGAUGAUGGCAAUGACCUCACCCACACUUUCUUCAACCCUAACCGUGAAGGCUGGCUGCUGAAACUAGGAGGACGUGUAAAAACCUGGAAACGCCGUUGGUUCAUUCUGACUGAUAACUGCCUGUAUUACUUUGAAUAUACCACGGACAAAGAGCCUCUGGGCAUCAUCCCCUUGGAGAAUCUAUCAGUCCGGAAGGUGGAUGAUCCCAAAAAGCCAAACUGCUUUGAGCUCUUCAUUCCCAACUGCAAAGGGCAGAAGAUCAAAGCCUGCAAAACAGAUGGGGAUGGGAAGGUGGUUGAAGGCAAGCAUCAGUCCUACAAGAUCUCAGCAGCCACUCCAGCAGAGCGUGAUGAGUGGAUUGAGGCAAUACGGACUAGCAUCACACAGGAUCCUUUCUAUGAUCUGGUCUCUGCCCGUAAGAAAAAGAUUGCCAGCAAAAACUGA
Camarhynchus parvulus is the source of this 1326-nucleotide messenger RNA. It is a transcript of the gene CYTH4, whose product is annotated as cytohesin 4. The coding region runs from base 106 to 1326 and encodes 406 amino acids. NCBI's taxonomy places the organism in Eukaryota, Metazoa, Chordata, Aves, Passeriformes, Thraupidae. The record is from RefSeq and is a predicted model, not a curated record. Gene Ontology annotation, biological process: regulation of ARF protein signal transduction. Gene Ontology annotation, molecular function: guanyl-nucleotide exchange factor activity. The transcript has 13 exons.